CAGCAAAGUGCGCAGUGCUGAUUGCUAUCAACCUGAUUAGCAUAAAAGUAACAUCAAUUUUAUUUCUUAUUGUUAAAGAUAAAUUAACAAAGCAAUUAAUUAAUUUGAUAAUGAUAACGUAACGGAUUCCGGGAUUUUUUAUUUAUAAGGACGUGAGACUUUUUGCUAGAUCUUAAGAUUAUGGGCCCUAUUAAAGAAGAUCAGAUACCACGCAACGGGAUUGUCUAAUGAUCUCAAGAGGAUCUCGUGAUUCACGAUAAAAUUGCGCGUAAUUUAUCGCAGAUCAUUAGAUGUUAAAUAUGAAACGUUGAGUUUUAUAAGAUAGCUUUUUAGUCUAUAAUCAGCAGCGUACGGGAUUGAGUAAAGUACUAAAUUAAAUUUAAUAUUAUUCGUAAUUCAGUAAAGUGUCUACUUAAUGGGUUUUUUUAGCGUGGUAGGGGGUAGUGAAUUUUAUUAUACCGUUGGUUUAUUUAAACGGUGACGCGGUGUGAUGUGACUUUACAGAGCAAGUAUGUACUGAAUUGUGACCAGUUCUUUCAGUCAUCACUGUUGCUUCAGCCAAGCCACAUCGCGGGGGUGGACAUACUCCUUUUUAUUAAACGAUUACACUUAAAGUUACAACUAUACUUAAGUUAUAGACACAACUAGGCAUAAUGAUUGCACUGAUUGCAAUUAUGAUUAGCCUACUGGUGAGCAGCUCAGCUGAUGGAGUGGGAAAAGCUUGGGAAAUAUCACCAAAUUCAAACGCCGAAAUUACGACACAUCCGACAUGGCCACGGCUAGAUUUGUCGGCUUUUGAAGUGAGGAGUGUCAGUGGAAUCGGUCGAUUGACGUCACGCGAAAAUCAACCGCCGGUUAAAAUUCAAGAAGAGCCCGUUAAAAAUCGGGAGGAAAUUGAUACUUCAGCUGAGGAGUCUGGAGAGAAUCGCGUUGCUAAGGAGAUCGAGGACAUGGAAAAUGAUUAUUACAGCCCAGAAGUCAUUUAUGAUCACCCUAUCUUUCAGGGUGUGAAUAAGAACUCACGAAAAGACGUUGAAUUGCUACCAGGUCCUUGGGAAAAAUCGAUAACCCAAAGAACUAGCAGAAAACGUGGUUACUGUCCUGAUAAUGACGACGAGGUGGAAAAUAUUUCUGUUGGAGAAGAAAAACAUUUGCGCGUACGUCGAGAUGUUGAUGAAAAACAAAUGGAGAAGAUUGCUGCUACUAAAAAUGUACGAGAACCUCGUCUGAGUGCUUCGGAGUCUUGGUCCAAGCAACCAUUGGCGGUUGAGUUUCGUCAUCGCACAGAUUUAGAUGAAAGUACUUCCAGUGGAAAUGAAGAAGUUUCAAGAUCAUCUGCUCGAGGUCAUCAGGCUCCACAUGUCGAUUUUGUCACGGCAAAUCGCAGAAAUUUCGAAGGAAGAGAGUCUCGGGAUUUGCCUUUGCCCAGAGACGUACCAAUGACUCGAGACUUGUCGAUGUCUAGGUCCUAUGACGCAACUCCUUAUCGCAAUAGUCUUCGGGAAAGAGAUCCUGAUUCGCCUUACUCCCGAGGUUAUUACUACCCAGAUCACUUCAGAACAGAAAGAGAUUACUACGUUAGAGGAGUUAAUGAGCCUGCUGCUUUUUCUAUGGAUCGUUACCGCAUUGAAGACUACGAUAUGUACCGGAAUCGCCCAACACCGAAGCCCAAGAGGAUAAUAUACUACGCAACGCUUCCUGAAAUCGUCCGCAAGCCUGUGGAUCUUCGCACUUAUGCUAGACCUUAUGACAGCGUAAGUAAAGCUUCGAUUCCAGUUGGAAUGAUUACACGCGAUCGGUACCAUAAAAGAAUGCCCAGCAUGAUCGAUCGAGAUGACACCAGGUACCAGUAUCGAAAUUAUCAACGUUACAACUCUUACGACCCGUAUGUGAAGAGAUCCAGCUAUUUAGAUCAUCCUUAUGCUCCUUUUAAUGAAAGAUUGGAAGAAGAUCGCUAUCGGGACCAAGAUUUCGAUCACGCCAGCUACAAAGAAGCUCCUGAAACUCGAGAACGUGAAGAUCCCAAGAAGCCAGUUCCUGGAGUCGAGGCUAGGGUUGAACAGGACAAAGCACCUUGGCCAGUUCAAAUCGGAACUGAGAUAAAUGUCAAGGAUAAUCAAAGAGUUUCUGGUAGAAAAGUAUUUGGGCAGUACCCGAACUAUGACAGAUUCCGUCCCAGCGCGAGACUAGAGCGCAAAGACAAUGGAAAUGAUCCCAGUGGAGAAACCAGACACUGAAACUAGAUAUUUAUUAUUUAUUUAUUGAUUUAUUAGAUAAUUUGAGGUAUCAUGGUGACAAUGGGAUGAUUUGAGAGGUAUAGGGGUUCUGGUUUCUUUAUCUGCGAUUUAAUAUUACAUAUUUGAGACAAGAUUGAUUCAAUCUCUUGAUUAUUCAUUUAUGUUAGGAUGGUCUGUUAAGUAAUAAUAGUAAUGAUUAUUUAUUUCAGCAUUAAUCACUGAUAUUUUGAUUUAUAUCCUAUAUUUUUUGUACCUUGGAAUUAAAAUAAGUAGUUUUUUUUAAAUUUAUAAGAAUGUGUUUAAACAAUGUCGACGUUUUAAUUAAUAAAUUGUUUAGCUCAAGAUUUUUUAGGAGGUGAUUCUUU
Molecule: messenger RNA, 2602 nt
Organism: Cotesia glomerata
Lineage: Eukaryota; Metazoa; Arthropoda; Insecta; Hymenoptera; Braconidae
Exons: 2
Coding region: 654-2237 (527 amino acids)
Source: RefSeq, a predicted model, not a curated record